This is a messenger RNA of Selaginella moellendorffii, 1313 nucleotides long. RefSeq names its product amino acid transporter AVT1E. Bases 1 to 1248 code for a protein of 415 amino acids. The transcript is spliced from 3 exons. Gene Ontology annotation, cellular component: plasma membrane. NCBI's taxonomy places the organism in Eukaryota, Viridiplantae, Streptophyta, Lycopodiopsida, Selaginellales, Selaginellaceae. The record is from RefSeq and is a predicted model, not a curated record.
AUGGAGCACCAAGCUCUUGAGGUGGAGGGGCAGAGCCUCGAUCAAAAUGAUCAAUCACUAAAAAAGCUACAAAGGAGCUCAUUCCUACAUGCAACAUUCAACAGUGUCAGUGCCAUACUUGGGAUUUCUUUCCUCACCACACCCUACGCUCUCGAGCAAGGUGGCUGGCUGGGUUUGAGCAUCCUGUUCGCGUUUUCAGUGAUAUGCUGCUAUACUGCCUAUGUUCUUAGUCGCUGCCUCACCCCAAAUGGAUCAUACAACACAAUUGCCGAGGCUGCCUUCGGUUCCAGAGCUCGCCUUCCCUUCACCUUGCUGGUUCAAUUCGAGAUGAUAGCAGUGUUGGUGGGCUACACGAUUUCCAUGGGUGACAAUCUUGCCAGGCUAUUUCCUCAUGCUACUCUUCGGAUCUCAGCUCUUGAGAUUGGCCCUUCCAAGGUGCUGCUUUUCAUAGCGUUCCUCGUUGUUCUUCCAACAGUCUGGCUGAGAAACUUGGCAUGGAUAUCGUAUCUAUCUCUAUUUGGUAUUGUUACGUACAUGAUCAUCACGGUUACGAUGAUUUAUGCCGGAGCUGGAUUGGGUAUCGGGUUUCACCACUCCGUUCCACACUUGAGACCGGAAAACUUGCUCAACAUCGCGGGAAUCUAUGCCUACUGUUUUGCGGCUCACUGUGCUCUUCCUAGUGUUUAUACGUCGCUCAAGAAUCCCUCCAACUAUGCAAAGGUGUUGGUUCUCAGUUUUAUGAUCUCCACCAUGAUAUACAUUGGAUUCGCGUUUCUAGGAGGAACCAUGUUUGGGGACUAUACACUUCCGCAAGUAUCUCUAAAUAUUCCCACACACUUGGUUGCUGCCAAGCUUGUGCUAUGGAUGGUUGUUCUCCUUCCAUUCAGCAAGUAUUCGCUAUGCCUUGCUCCCAUAGCUCUCGAUAUUGAGAGCAAAUUCCCGUGGCCCAAUACUUCGAGAUCCUUUGUGGCAUCCAGCCUGCUUCUCAGGACCGGUCUCCUGAUCUUCGUUUUUUUGUUGGCUAUGGUUUUUCCAUACUUCGAAACCAUGGUGGCAUUUAUAGGCUCUGCCUCAGGCAUGCUCGUAGCGGUGACCCUUCCUUCGUUAUUUUACUUGAGAAUAUACAGAAACGUGAUGCCAAAGUGGGAGGCCGGAGUCAACUAUGCCAUCUUGGCUGUGGGAACUGCAGUGGGCAUGGCUGGAACCAUCGCGUCCAUCAUCAAUUUUGUGCACCGCAUAAGAUCAUGAUCAUCAUCCAGGUAACUCUUCAUUUGAAGAAUCUUCAAAUAAAAAGAUGACAGCGUUAUAUAGCU